GUGUCCGUGCCAAUCACCGAGCUCACCGAGACGUGCCGACGCGCAAUCAAGACCUACGGUUACGAUGACGUCGAGACUCAGAUCUUGCUUGACGUCAUGAUGUACGCGCAACUGAGAGGAAACAACCAGGGCAUCAUCAAGGUGACCACGAAGGGCAUCGCGAGGGACCCGGCGUGCACACCCAUCGCGAUCGAGCACGAGACACAGCUGUCCGCGUGCCUCAACGGCAACAAAAACGCGGGCAUGGUGGUCAUCCACAAGGCGAUGGACAUUGCCAUCGAGAAGGCCAAAACGCACGGGUUCGGCAUCUGCGGCACGAACAACACGUCCACGUCCACCGGCGCGCUGGGAUACUACGCGCAGAAGAUCGCGGAGGAGGGUCUCAUCGCGAUGGUGUUCGCCGUGAGCCCCGAGUUCGUGGCGCCGAACGGUGCGAUCCAGCCCAUCUUUGGCACCAACCCCAUCGGCGUCGGCAUUCCCACCGCGGGAAAGCCGGUUGUCCUCGACAUGGCGACCAGCGCGUACUCGUUCUUCGGGCUUUUGGAGGCGAGGACCGCAGGGAAGAAGAUCCCGCACGGGGUCGCCAUCGACUCCGCGGGUAAGAUCACGGAGGAUCCCAACGCGGCGAUCGACGGCGGCGCCAUCGUCGGCUUUGACGGCGGGUACAAGUCCUCAAACCUGGCGCUCAUGGUCGAGCUCCUGGCGGGACCCUUGGUGGGCGCCGCGGUGACCGACAAGAUGGCGGCGAAGAACUGGGGCAACCUCGUGGUGGCCAUCGACCCCAAGCUGCUGGGACAGGACGAGUUCGAGCGGAGGGCGAAGAUGGUGACCGAUAGGGUCAAGGCGGCGAAGCGCCAGCCGGACGUGGAUGAGAUUUUGCUACCGGGAGAGCGGGGC
Molecule: messenger RNA, 897 nt
Organism: Micromonas commoda
Lineage: Eukaryota; Viridiplantae; Chlorophyta; Mamiellophyceae; Mamiellales; Mamiellaceae
Gene: MDH
Product: malate dehydrogenase (
Exons: 1
Molecular function (GO): oxidoreductase activity
Source: RefSeq, a predicted model, not a curated record